Penicillium coprophilum is the source of this 1470-nucleotide messenger RNA. RefSeq lists its product as uncharacterized. Bases 1 to 1470 code for a protein of 489 amino acids. NCBI's taxonomy places the organism in Eukaryota, Fungi, Ascomycota, Eurotiomycetes, Eurotiales, Aspergillaceae. The transcript has 3 exons. The record is from RefSeq and is a predicted model, not a curated record.
AUGAUCGAUGAAAACCUACCCACGUUCUUCCUCAAGAACAACUCAAAACAACCUCAAAUCAGCACGAUCUACCAUCGUCAACAUGGAAAUGACCCCGAACCUGCUUACUCGUUGCGUGCUCUGGACCCGGCCGCCCCAACAUCACAAAACCGUUACGGAGUCGCGCUGUACGACCCCUACGUGACAGACGUGGUCUACGGCGAGGUCGCUGUGGCUCCAGAUUGGACCCAACCGAGUCUGUCGGCAGACACCAUACGAGCAAAUGGCGGCGUUGUACCGCCCCCCGAACCCAUACUCCCUACAGAGUUCACCAUCCAACUCUACAAUCCUGACCAAGAGAUCACAGUGAAAUAUCAUACCAAAUCAUGGAACAAACCAGCACGGUGGGAAUUCGAGAUGCCGCAAAACACGUUCCGGGUUCCGUCCACCUCAGCGUUAGACCAGACACAAAUCGAUCCCUCUCUUGCGGACGUUACUCCGAAGUUGAGGUUCAGCUGGCGCAAGGAUGGGAAACUGUCCAAGGAUUUGACAUGUCUGUUGCAUGGUAAAACUUCAACAAUUUCGGACACCCGCACAAAGAGCCGUGAGCCAGAUAUUACGGUCGCUCUAUUUCAAGGGCUCAAGGAGCUGACUCUCUACGAGCCCAAUCUCUAUCGCGUCGAGAUGGAGGAUACCAAGGGUUUGGAGGUCGUGCUCCUCUUGGCUGCCGUUGCGAUUCGAGAUAUUUUCUUUGGGCCUGCCAAGGAGGCUUUUCAUAUCACCCCCGGGGGGCUAACCAGGCGCGAUCGGAGGAACUCACAGCCUCGCCCCUCUGGAUCAGAAGUGAGCCGCAAGCCAUCGAAACCUCGGCUUAGCAUCCCGAACUCCUCAUCCCCAGCCCCACAGGAGAGGAGGCGACAGGACGAACUCGCAAGACAGGAGGAGGAGCGACGAACCCAGGAGGUUCUCGCCGCAGAGCAAAAAGCACGGCGUCGGCGAGAGGCAGAAGUCGAAAAAGAAACCAAACGUCUGCAGCAGUUAUACGGGAGAGAAGAAGAGCAAGCACGAAUGCAACAACGUACUCCAGCACCAUCUUCCAGGCCCUACCUCCCACCCCGACACACAGGGCCCGGUCAGCCUUAUUCCCACCAAUACUCUCAAUCCUCAGUCCAACUUUCCUCCCAAGCUACAGGCCGUCCCUCCCAUCCUCCCCAUGGCGUUUCCAACAGCCCAUACCUCCAUGCACCGGGCCGCAUGGAUCCCCGAGCCCAAUCCUCUACACACCUCAUGCAGUCACGACCACAGCAAUCACGCCCACAACCCCGACCUCAGUCUUCUGUUAUGUUCCACCAACAACCCACCAGCAGCGGUGCGCUCCCAGCGGCAUCGAAACCAACGCCUCAAAUUCAACCAAAAAAGAGCAGUUUCUUUGGUUUCCGGCGUAACAAAGAAGAAAAUACUGUUUCAAAGAAGCGGAGUUCUAUGGUCUGA